Molecule: messenger RNA, 5391 nt
Organism: Symbiodinium natans
Lineage: Eukaryota; Dinophyceae; Suessiales; Symbiodiniaceae
Source: the annotation of a GenBank genome assembly
AUGGCAGCUUGCCCGCUGCAAGUGGCUGUACGAAUCCGGCCUCCGCAGCCACACGAUGGGAAAGCUGGAGCGCCUGCAGUAGAGGCAGCCGAUGGCGUGACGUUACAAGCCAAAGAAGGCUCAGAAUCCAAGCAGUUUGCUUUCGACCGGGUCUUUGGACCUGAGGCCACACAGCAUGAGGUGUACACUUUUUGCGCUUUGCCCCUGGUGGAUGCCGUGAUCAGCGGCACAAACGCUUGCAUUUUUGCAUUUGGGUGCACAGGUGCCGGAAAAACACAUUCCAUGCUGGGCCCAGAGGGUGGACGUAAGCAGGCGAAGCAAGAUGGGAUUCUCCCAAGGGCAGCUGCCGAGCUCUUCAGGCGCAUUGCACGACUGGAAGCGGAAGCCAAGGCUGCAAUCGGAGCCGGGGGAUUUUCUGCCUACGAGGUGCGAGUCUCUUUCUUGGAAGUCUUCUGUGAGAAUGCUUUCGACCUGCUCAGCGGACCAGUGUCUGCUUCGCGUGAUCCGGCAAGCUCUUGUCAACUCCGUGAAACAACAGACGGGCGAGUCUAUGCAGAUGGGGCGAAGGAGGAGAAGAUCCGAUCCUGCGAGCAGUUAUUGGAUGUCGUGGCCCAGGGUGCCAAGGCUCGAGCUACGGCAGCAACUGGAGUUCACGCCCAUUCUUCUAGAUCUCAUGCGCUGCUCAUUAUGUCUGUUGAGCAUCGCUGGCGAGACGUUGCAGAGACCGACCCGCAGAAGUAUCGAUCGCAAACAGCACGCCUGACAUUGGUGGAUCUGGCUGGUGCCGAGUCGAUGGAGCGUUCGCAUGGUGGGAGUGUGGACGCUGCUGGUGUUGGUACUAACAUGGGUUUGCUUGUUUUGGGGCGCGUGAUCCGAGCCCUGGCAGAAGCCUCAGAACGGGUGCCAUACAGAGACUCAACCUUAACCCGACUUAUGCAGAGCAGCUUGGGCGGCAAGGCCAAGACACAGAUGCUGGCCUGCAUAAGUCCAGCAGAAAUUGAGGCUGGACUGACAAUGCAAACCCUGAAAUAUGCAACCAACGCGCGGAGCGUGAUUCUGAAGCCGGAGGCUGCAACAGUUACAACAGAGGUUGAGUUAGACCCAAUGCUGACAGAUGUUGAAGAUGACGAUGUCGCUUUAAAUCGUCGAUGCCUUUGGAUUGAGACUGCCGAUUUCGGCGAUGUAUUUGCUCGCUGUGUUGGGAAUCCUGCAGACCCGCUCAUCCUCUAUGUUCACGGGUCGGGACCUUGCAACAGCUCAAACUUUUGGAGCAAGCUUGUGGUCGAUGUCGCGAUUCUGGCCAGCGCAGGCACCGCGGACUACCCGAAGAGCUACUUUCAUGUCGCCAUUGACUGCCCAGGAUACGGGCGCUCACCAGGUGAUCGUCAAAGCAUUCGAUCAUACCCAGGGGCUCUGAUCUCCAACAUUGUGCGGGCAUUAGGCCGCAAGACGGUAGCAUGCCUUGUCGGGUCCAGCCAAGGCGCGUGUGCUGCCUUGAAUUGCGCGCUGGAGUGUCCGAAGUUGAUGCACACAGUUGCUGUCUGCCAUCCUGUUGGGCAUGCUCCACAUCGCUAUGGCGCCAUUUCUCAACCAACCCUUUUGAUCUUUGAUACGGAGGAUGAUGGGCACCCAGUCAGCGUCGGGCGCCAAAUGAGGCGCCAUCUCCCAAACCCACGGUACUUUGAGUUUACAAGGUCGAAGGAUGGAGAUUGGGAGUGCCAUCACAUGGGUGAGGAGAUGAUCGCAAUGCUCCAGGAGAGUUACCAAAGCUGGAAGGGCAAACGACUUGGCGGGCGAAGGGACAAGGAGUUGCCAGACUUGACUCGGGUUGCAGGCGGCUUUAACAGCUGGAAUGAAAGACAUGGUGUCGAGUUUGAACCUUGGGGCGGCUACGACGCCGAGGAUGAGCCGGAGGCUACCACUAAGGAGGUGGGUGAAAACAGCUGGAGAGCCAGGCUGGAUCCCAGCACCAACACAAUUGUUUAUGAGAACCUUCUUUCUGGUAGAAUCUCCCGCGUGCGUCCUCCCGGUGCGCAAGUGGUGGUUGAGCGCUUGGGAAGAAGUUCGGAGGAGACCUCGGCCCCAGCAGGGCCAGCUGGCCCAGCUGGCCCAGCAGGCGCAGCCGCCGAACCCAGCGACAAAGAUCCUCCGGCCAGGCUCGAUGUGGGCCGGGCACUGAUCCCCCUUUUCGAAGGGGCUGAUGAGGAUGAUGACGAGGAUGACGAAGAGCGGCAGGCACGCGAGGAGAAGGAAGCAGCGGCAAUUCUUGAAAUGGAGGCUUCGCAAGGCCACUGUGACUUUUGCCGCAGGGUGCUUGUGCAGCCUGUCCGCUUGGCAGGAUGUCGCUGUGCGCUGUGUGCAUGCUGCGUCGAAGUUACCGUCCGGUAUAUGCGCGAAUGCCCCGCGUGCGACUUGCCCGUGGACAUGAAGGGUGGCAAGCCUGCAUCCGACGUGUCAGCAGGACUGCUUGCCAAGGUGGAGGCUUUGUCCUCGGCUGGAGGCCCCGAAAUAGAGGAGCAACAGAAAUUGCUAAAGCAGCUAACAGACCUGCGACAGAGCUCGCAACGAGUUCUUCUCCAGUACGGCAACACAUCCAGCGGCCGUGGAAGCAAGCGCUCGUACACGACCUUCUUGAAGGUUGCCAUGGUGGAUGGCACCCUUUCGGACAAGGGCUGUGUGGCCAAAGUUGACUUCAACAUAAACCCUGGAUACAGCAAGCCUACAUCAACGGCCAAAGAGCCCAGCGACAAGUCUUUGGGAUUUACCUUUGAAUAUGCCAUGGCACGGGCUUACCCAUGCCACAUGACUGUGCACUUCAAAAGUGACCUUGGCUUGCCGAAGCUUGUGAUUGAGCACUAUGUCAGAGAUGAGCCGAAGACAAGUCGGCGCGUGCUCCUCCAGUUGCCGCAUCCGCGUUUGCCUCCAGCAGGCGCUCCAAGGAUUACGGAGAAGGAGGUUGUUUUUGAUGCCGAUCCUCCGCAGAAUGCUUGGUUGUGUUUCCAAGCUGGACGCAGUGUGCUGACAACUUCUCCCCAGAAUUUCCUCGGUACUUUGACCGGUGUGGCAGUGCCAGAGGCCGCUCCAGUGCGUCCCCGCAGUCGAACUUCCAGCAAGGCAAGUGGAGGUAGUGAAGCCCGCGGUGAUGCCAGGCUCCAUGCAUAUUUGCAGAAGGCGAUUGCUUCGUGCCAGCUAUACCACAACUUGCAACCGGUCACCGCCAAGGAGACGGCUGCUGCCAUCAUGUACUGCAGACAGGUGGGACAUCCGGCAGCCGAGGAGCUGUCGGAUGUGAUUGUUGAUACCGUCUCCGAAGAGCUUGCAAGGCUUGGUAUGCAGCGAGUGUCCUUCUACAUCACUUCGUUUGCCAAGUACAACAUUGAGGACAGUCGGUUCUGGAAGUCAGCGGCACGGGUGGUGGCAAGCACCUCGGAACCUAUGUCUCCACAGGAGAUGGUGAGUCUGCUGGACGCGUUUCGCAAAAGCGGAUUGAAGCUGCAGAGCCCAUACAAGGCACUUGCCCGUCGGGUGCGGCAGGUUGCUCGGAGCUUUGAGGCUAAGCUGAUCCCUCCCAUUCUUGCCACAAUCUGCCGUGUGGCCCUGCCAGAGGAGGACAGAGAGGAGGCAGUGCGAGCGCUUCUUACGCAAUGGCUUCUCCAGCUUCGGCAAGAGAAGGAACAUCCCACAGGCGCCAUCACCGUGCAGCAGAUUCUCAGCUUGGCCGUGUCUCUCGGCUUGAAUCCGGAACUUGUGAACACUGCGGUCUUCACCAGGGACGUGGCAGCUUAUCUCCGCAACCGUUUCGAUCUUCUCAGACCUGAAGAGCUGAUCGUGUUCCUGUGGGCAUUCCAAAGGCUGGUGCCUCCGCAAACUUCCACUGCUUUCCUCUCGAGCGGAUUGCACAAGGUGCAUCAGCAAUGGCGACUCUUAAUGGCAUCGGCCGAACUGAGCCUGCAGCGACUUGUCCAACUUUCCGACGUUCUCGUUUGCGUCAAGCAGGAGGCCAGGAGCAAAGCACCAUAUUGGACUGAAGACUUGGAGAACCUUCAGGAGCUGGUCAUUCAGGACUUGGUCGAGUCCAUCCAGUACUGCCAGCCUGAAGCUUUGGCUGAGAUCUUGGAGAUCUGGGCUGGGACAGAGGAGUUCUGGCACCGCCAUGACGACUUUGCAAAGGCCAUUGCAAAGAGGAUGGAGGAGCUUCUGCUAGAAUGUAUGGACCUGCAGGAAAUCGUUGGCUUAUUGCAGGCCGCCCUGACAGUCCCCGGAUUGGUUGCCACCUUGCCUGCCAGCAUGCUCAAGGCUCUCCAGGCAGCUGUUAUGACCCGCAGCGAUGAAGAUGCCGAGCGAGUGCAAGCUGUUCUCGCUGGCAGUCCAUGGGAGGUGGUUUGUCAAGGAGCUCCAAGCAGGGACCUAUCGCAGGUCAACAAGUCCUCAACUUCAGUCGAGGACCAGACGUCCAAGUUUCAGACGCUUCUCAGUACAUGGCAACAACCAAGGACGGAUCUCGAUCUGACUCAGUUCCUUCGGGAUGCUGACAAGCACUGCAGCGGCCCGGUAGAGGCUUUGCAGGCUCUGGAGGCAGCAGCCCCAUUUGCUGAACGCCUGGCUGCGGGUUCCACUGCGGAGGUGCUCCAACUGCUGGACCGGCUCUGCCAACGACUCGCAGACGCUGCGCCAGACCUGACACCGGAGCAGCUGGGCGGUGCAGUGCAAGCUUGCGCGGAUGCUGGCUUUCCUCAUGCUCCGCUCUUCUCUGCCGCUUUGAGCUGUAUGACUGAGAUCACCAAUGUCAUGCACGUCGUGGAGGUGCUGGAAUCAUGCGCGCGGCUUCGGCUGGCGAUUCCGGAGUUGGCGCCCUGGUUGCGGAUGCUUCUAGCGGAGGGAGUGGAGCGCCAACUCUCGGCCAGUGGCUUGGCACGACUCCUGGCCGCUGCCGCCAGACUUGGCCUCCUUGAGGCUCAGCAGGUUAACCACAUCGUGAAGAGGCUUGCGACGGUGGCCUCGCCCAUUCGUCCAAUGUCUCCGGAGACUCUUGCUGCUGUUUGCCUGGGUCUAACCUUAGCGAGGUGGAGUCCUGGAAGUGGGCAGUCGGAGCUGUGGGAGGUGGCACGGUGGCUUCGCAGCAUCAAGUGGGCAAAAGGGGCCAAAGAGCCACAAGUUGGAGUAGCCCCGGCGCACGUGGCCGUGUUCAGAAACUUUGUGCUUGGGCUCCUGAUUUCACCUGCUUCAAGAGAAGCUGUUCACGGGCUUUCCCCUGAGCUUCAAGAAGUCAUCGCAGAUGCGGUUUCUUCAACUUCAGCUCAGCGUCGAGUUGUCUCAGACACGACCCUGAAAUUCCGGCACGAGGCUGCGGAGGUACUGAGAAAAGCUGGCCGGUACUGCUCUGAGCGCUGA